GGACAUCAGACGCACCUGUGGGCUGAUAUUCGGUCUCCGGUCAGUUUGGGCGUUGUUUUUUGGCUCACCUCACCUGUGAGUGGCAGGUUUAUUUGGUGUUUUUCGGAGGAGAGUGAGGUUGCGUCCGCAGCGCACCGUGGAUGAAAACUCACUCCCCGGUCCCCCCCCAUGGCGAAACGGCUCAAUAACGUGCGCCUAGCAUGGCUGUGGCUCCUGCACCGACCGCCCAGGGACCGGUAUGGCUUUUAGCCGCGUCGGUAAACUGGACCCCCCGUCCCGAGGCGUCUCCCGGAAAGCGGCGGUCAUGCUGUGCUCCCUGCUCACCUCUUACGUCCUCCUGCAAUGCCUCGCGGGCGGCUGCGGCACCUCGCCGGUCGGGGCGACCUCCGGCCGGGCGUCGGCGGGGCUCUCGGAGCGGCCGCAGGCGACGAGGACCAAGCGGCUCGCGUACGAGUGGACCGCCGGGUCCGCGGCGCCCGGAGAGUCCCCCUUCACCCCGCCCAGGAGAGGGUCGCGCAGGUUCCCAGGUAAACUCAGUCCGCUCGGGGAGGGCAGCAAGAAGCUGCCGCAGGCGCUCAUCAUCGGGGUGAAGAAAGGCGGCACCCGGGCUCUGCUGGAGUUCCUGCGGGUCCACCCGGACAUCAGGGCCGUGGGAGCGGAGCCGCACUUCUUCGACCGCAACUACGAGAACGGACUGGAGUGGUACAGGGAGCUGAUGCCCAAGACUCUGGAGGGCCAGAUCACCAUGGAGAAAACCCCCAGCUACUUUGUGACCAGAGAGGCUCCGUCCAGGAUAGCCGCCAUGUCCCGGGACACCAAGGUGAUCGUGGUGGUGAGGGACCCCGUCACCAGGGCCAUCUCGGACUACACGCAGACGCUGUCCAAGAAGCCCGACAUCCCCUCCUUCGAGAGCCUCACCUUCAAAAACAGGACUACGGGGCUCAUCGACACCUCGUGGAGCGCCGUGCAGAUCGGCAUCUACGCCAAGCACCUGGACAACUGGCUGCAGUACUUCCCCAUGGAGCAGAUCCUGUUUGUGAGCGGCGAGCGGCUGAUCAGCGACCCGGCCGGAGAGCUGGGUCGCGUGCAGGACUUCCUGGGCCUCAAGAGGAUCAUCACGGACAAACACUUUUACUUCAACCAGACCAAGGGUUUCCCGUGCCUCAAGAAAGCCGAGGGCAGCAGCAAGCCCCACUGCCUGGGCAAGACCAAAGGGCGGACCCACCCCAACAUCGACCCCGAGGUGGUGCAGCGGCUACGGGACUUCUACCGGCCCUUCAACAUGAAGUUCUACCAGAUGACGGGGCGCUUCUUCGGCUGGGAUGACUGAAUGCGUUUUUCACCGAGGGCUGUCAGACGUGCUGUAACGGAGUAUUAGGAGCACUUCACGGGCUGGUGAGGGGGGGGUCAUAUUGCAGUGGCAAAGUCAUAAUUUUACAAGAAAAUAAGUCUAAUGUGACAACUCUAAAGAAAUGAAAUUGUGAAAACGUGAAAAGGGACUUUGUACAAAUUAUGUUUUGGCAAGCAAAAAUAUUUAUAGUAUUUAUGGAGAGUGAGGCAAUGACAUGCACACUUCUUUAAAUCAUGACCUUACAGCAUCAGGGUUGAAACUUGUAUUUGAUUAUUAUUAUUCCUACUUAUGAUAUUAAUAUGAUUUCUAAAUAUCUUACCUCAUACUUUCAUAUGACUUUGUUUUAUUGUAGUAAAAUAUAACAUAAUAUUUUGUCAAAUAUAGAUCAUAUAAUAUAUAAAUAUAUAUUCACAAACAUAACAACCAAAAUGUUGCAGUCCAGUCCUGUAAAGUACUCUUAAAAUGUUUCUUUGCCAAAACAUGUGACAUUUUGUCAAUAUAUAAUAUAUAAAUAAAUAUAUAUUAGUAUUUUCCUGAGAUAAUUGUGACUUUGAUGGCCGAAGCAGUGCUCCUCGUACUCCGUCCUCAGCACUAACCGAGCAAUACGUGGCUGUUACAGAAUCUCCACAGAUAUGCAAUAUUUCCCUGUUUUAUGUCCCGUCGGCGGCGCUGCCUCUAAACCCACGAUCACGGAGAUGUUUUAUUCUAAAAACAUAUGGAGUUCAAAGGAUUUUGGGUUAUAUCUGAAGUGAAGUGCUUCUUUAAGAAGAUGUUUGAAAUGACAUUGUGCCCAGGGGCUUUUUGAUAAAAGCAGCGUUGUGAUGCCAUAUUUUAAACAUACGUUUGCUUUCAAAUUUGAACAUUUUUACUAGAAGAAGAAAAUAUGAAAAUAAUGAUAUGUAUUUUUGAAAUGUAUUUAUUCGAGAAGUACACGAGCAGUAUCUAUGUACGUAUGAAUAACUCCUCAGAGAUGAUUUGCUGCCUAAUUAUUAUUCUUCCCAUGCCUUUUUAGAGUUUUUAUUUUUUAUUUUUUUCGUGACUGCGCCGAGCUGCUUGGCAUUGUGGGAGCGCCGGUCCCCACGUGGGGGGGGCACCCAGUGACCCCCCCACGAGCCGCAUCUCUCCGCCGAUAUCCAAGCAACAGCGACUCCCCUCCCCAGAGCCGCGACUCGAGUUUCCCCCAACACGAAUGGAACGCACCCCGAUGAACGCCGCCCG
Pungitius pungitius (ninespine stickleback) is the source of this 2569-nucleotide messenger RNA. RefSeq names its product heparan sulfate glucosamine 3-O-sulfotransferase 3A1-like. The transcript is spliced from 2 exons. The record is from RefSeq and is a predicted model, not a curated record. Bases 239 to 1330 code for a protein of 363 amino acids. Gene Ontology annotation, molecular function: [heparan sulfate]-glucosamine 3-sulfotransferase activity. Lineage: Eukaryota; Metazoa; Chordata; Actinopteri; Perciformes; Gasterosteidae.